Molecule: messenger RNA, 570 nt
Organism: Lichtheimia ornata
Lineage: Eukaryota; Fungi; Mucoromycota; Mucoromycetes; Mucorales; Lichtheimiaceae
Exons: 4
Coding region: 1-570 (189 amino acids)
Source: RefSeq, a predicted model, not a curated record
AUGCCGCCAAAACGCCCACUCAAUCCGCACGAACGCAAAGUCAAGAAACGAAAGAAUGAGUUGAUCCACAAGGCUCAGGUCAAGCGCAAAUACCAUAAGCAGAUCGAGAAGGUUGACUUUGAUCAAGACACACCCGACUAUGUCAAAGAGAUCUUUGGGGAACGUACGAUUGAUGACGAGGGGAAUAUUGUCGAAUACACAAACGGUCAAAAGCCUGCAGCAUCAAAAAAGGAUCAAGAUGACCGAGUAUUUUAUCUCGAUGAUACAGACAGCGAUGAAAGUGAAGAUGAGGAUGAUAAGGGUAAAGCAAAGAAAAAGAAGACUGAGAAGACGCGUAAACCCAAUCCUUUCAAGGCCCAAAUACAAGAGAAAGAACAACGACUCAAAUCAGUACAAGAUGAGCGGAAAAGGCGACAACGAGAACGUGACGAUCGAGAGUAUGAAAAGAGAAAAUACUACAAGCAACGAGAACGUGAACGGGGUCGUUUAAUGUCCAAGACAAAGAAAGGCCAACCCAACAUGGCAGCACAAGUAGAUCAUUUGCUUAGCAAGAUUCAAAAGGGAUUAUAG